Molecule: messenger RNA, 2433 nt
Organism: Zootermopsis nevadensis
Lineage: Eukaryota; Metazoa; Arthropoda; Insecta; Blattodea; Termopsidae
Biological process (GO): regulation of transcription by RNA polymerase II
Cellular component (GO): nucleus
Molecular function (GO): RNA polymerase II cis-regulatory region sequence-specific DNA binding; zinc ion binding; DNA-binding transcription factor activity, RNA polymerase II-specific
Source: RefSeq, a predicted model, not a curated record
CGCAUAAUAUAACCAUCCAUGAAGCCAUGGAUGUGUAAUUCAGUUGUGAAAGUUAUUACUUCUGCUAUUGAAUGUGUUAUCGAAUCUGAUGUGAGACGAAAAAGAAAAAUUUAAUUCGAAACUGAAAAUGAUGUUAAAUUUCCGAGAAAUAUGUCGGUUAUGUAUGGUAAAAGAGGAAACUCUAUCACCUCUAUUCUGCGAACAAGUUCCAGAUACAGUAACCUCACUUUCUGCUAAAAUAAUGAGUUUUGUUCCAGUUCUUAAGCUUUGUGCAGAUGAUGGUCUGCCAGGCCAGGUGUGUCAGCGAUGUUCUCAACUGGUAGACUUAUCAUAUAAAUUCAAACUGCAGUGCGAAAGUUCAGAUGCCAAAUUACGACAGCAUCUGACGUCUCAUUCAAUUCAGGACAGCAAGGAUGAAUUCAUGCAUUCUGUCUUCACAGAUGACAAUGAAAGUGACUGGUGUUACACAACUGUGAAAAUUGAAGUAACCGAGGACAUUUAUGGUGAUGACUGUGUCAACCAGUCAGAAAAUGACAGGGAAAGCAGUUUGUGGCCUGUGGUUCCUGCCCAGGGAGACUCUGACAAUGAGUGGAAAAAUAUUGAACCUGAUUCUUCAGUAAAAACAGAAAAGAUUUCUUCAGAAGAUGAGACAAAAAUAUGUGUAAAUCAUACAGCUGCCAAGAAGAGUAUUAAAAAUAGCCCGAAAAGGGAUUCAUUUGAAAAAGUAAGAAGGAAAUGUAAAGGUGUGCUUUCUUCAAAUAAAAGUGAUACAAACAAUGUUGAAACUAUGAAACUGAAGAAUUCUGGUAGAAAUGGAAAAUCUUCAGUGAUGACUGAUUCUGUGCAAGAUGAAGUAAAAGAAAAGGGACCUCUGAAAAGGACAAAGCCAAGGGCAGGAGGAGAAAAGAAAGGAUAUCUUUGUCAGGAUUGUGGUAAAAAUUUUUCUUAUGAGCAACAUUUAUUAUUGCAUCGUAGGACCCACACCGGUGAGAAACCGUUCUCAUGUUCUGUGUGUGGUGAAUGCUUUAGUGUGAACAGUAAUCUCAAUAAACAUAUGAGAACACACACAGGAGAAAAACCAUUUCUUUGCACUGUUUGUGGUAAGAAAUUCAGUAGAAGUGAUACAUUGACAAAACACAUGAGAUCUCACACAGGAGAAAAGCCAUUUCAUUGCGCCGUCUGUGGGAAUAAUUUUGGUCGCAGGAGUGUUCUUACAAAUCAUAUGAGAACUCAUUCAGGGGAGAAGCCAUAUUUAUGUACAGAAUGCGGACAAAGGUUUGCGCAAAGUUACGAUCUUACCAAACACACGAGGUCACAUACCGGAGAGAAACCAUACCGGUGUACGAUGUGUAGAAUGAACUUUGGUCAAAGGAACAGUCUAACAAAACAUAUGAAGAGUCACCCAGAAGUGCCGUUUCCUUGCAUAGAUUUUUCCAAAGGGCUGUCAUACAAGAUAGAAACAACUAGUAUGUUGCCCCAUUCACAACAAAUAAAGCUGUUGACACAUUCAUAUAAAUAUUAGUGUUUAUGGGGCAGAUAACAUAUAUCAGCUAUGCAUCAUGGCUUACACAUGGUCUAGCUGGCUGUGCACCAUAGUAAUAUACUGCUAAACCUGGAAUUGCAGCCUGACUGUCAAUCCAUUGUAUACUGUUUAAAUCCCCUAUGUCUGUACACUGAAGGUUCAUUUGUGUGGUGAUUUCACUGUGUGUUUAUAAUUUUCAUAAUAUUGUAAAAACUUGUGAACUUUAAUUAUUCUGAUUAUCAGCCUGAACCUAAGCAAUCUUAUGUAAACAUUAUUUCUGUAUUCAGGUCUGUGGCCUCAGAAUGUGCUUACAGUAUAUUAAUACAUUGUUGGGCAGUACAAAUUCUGCAUCUUGGUAUGACAAUUAAACCUUUAUCAGUGUUGUCACAAUUUAUGCAUAGUGCAGUUGGGCAUGUGUUGCAGCACCUUACUGCUAAAUGUUAAACAUAUUUAUGUUAUCACUAUGAAUCUAGGGGGAAGGGAAGAGGAAGCAGACAGAACUGGGAUUCUGCAGUACAUUGUAAGGUAAUGUCAUAUAUAUACUUCACUAGGGAAUAAAAAAUUGAUUUUUUGAAUGGAAUAUAAAGGACACACUCAAACCUGCUGAAAUUGUAUAUACUGUUGAGUAACAACAUUCCUGGGUGAUUUUACAGCAAAUACUUUGUUCAUUCCCAGAUUAAACUGAGAAUUAUUCUGGUGACUUGUGCAAUUCAAACUGUAAAAUCAGAUGUAAGAGAAGGCUGUAUGUAUGUGAUGCUGAUUCUCCAGUUUCUAAACACAUUUCACAGAUCAUUUAAAUGCUUAUUUUUUUGUUAAGUUGGCACAUUUGGACCUAUUAUACAGAUUUCCUAAGAUAAUGCAAUAUUUUCCUUGUUAUCACUGAAUAAAUAGGCACUGUGUUAAGACAUCCA